AAUCUUAUACAGAUUAGCUAAUUAGAUUGUACACUUAGAAUGUACCUUGUACAGUUGCUAAUUCCACCAAUCUCUCCCUCUAAACACUUUUAACUCUUCAACUCUAAACCCAGGCGAGGUGAUUACUGUUGAGACAAUUAAUGGCGCCCGAUAAUGAAGCAAACGUACCAUUUCACCUUGAAAAAUGCAUUGGAAACCUUGAAACGAAGCAUAGAGGUAGAUUAUGGCACCUAUUCUUUUCUAUUACAAAAGAACUCCAAAAUGAAAGAUAUUCAAAUUGGCCAGUAUGUUCACAGCCACAUAAUAAAAACAGGAUUCAAACAAUAUGUAAUACUGUGGAAUCACCUGCUUAACAUGUAUGCGAAGUGCAAUAGAUUGAUUGAUGCACGCCAAGUUUUUGACAAAAUGUCUACCAGAAAUGUGGUGUCUUGGACUGCAAUGAUGGCAGGAUAUGCACAGAAUGGAUAUGGAGACAAGGCUCUAGAUCUUUUUCACCAGAUGCAAUAUGAUAACAUAGAACCAGACAAAUUCAUAUUGUCUAUUAUCAUAAAGGUAUGCGCGGAGUUGGCAGAUUUGGAGGAGGGUGAAAGGGUUCACUGCAGAAUAGUUGUGACUGGUUUAGAGCUUAAUGUUGUUGUGGGCAGUGCCCUGGUUGAUAUGUAUGGCAAAUGUGGGAGUUUGGAUUAUGCACGCAAAAUGUUUGACAAGAUGUCUGAACGAAAUGUGGUGUCGUGGAAUGCUAUGAUUGCAGGGUAUGCAAGGAAUGGAUACCUUGAUGAGGCCUGGAAGCUGUUUUGUCUAAUGCCUGAAGUGGACAUUGUUUCAUGGUCUGCAAUGAUUGCAGGGUAUGCACAGAAUGGAAAUGGUGAAGAAGCCUUGAAACUUUUUUCUCAAAUGCGAAGCCUUGGUAUAACGGAAGAUGAAUUUAUCUUGGCAAGCAUUCUCAGAGCGUGUGCGAAGCUAGGUAAUCUGAAUCAUGGGAAGGAAGUCCAUGGCCACAUUAUUAGGAUUGCUUUUGAUUUCGAUGUUACAGUCUCUACUGCGAUUAUUGAUAUGUAUGGGAAAUGUGGUUGCGUAAGAGAUGCGCGACAAGUGUUUGACAGAAUGACCAUACAGGACGUGUUUUCGUGGAAUGCGAUGAUAGCCAGCUAUGCUCAGAAUGAGCAAUUUGAGAUGGCAUUGAAACUCGUUCAUCAAAUGCCAGAACCAGACAUAGUCUCAUGGAAUGUGAUAAUUGCAGCAUAUGCCCUGCAUGGGCAAGGAGAUCAGGCUUGGGACCUCUUUUAUAGGAUAAGGAAUGAAAGUAUGAAGCUUGACGAGUUCAGCUUUGCUGGCGCUCUUGGUGCUUGUGGGUGCUUAGCACAUAUUGACUGUGGGAAGCAGGUCCAUGCUCUCAUUACCAAAACUGCAGUGGGAUCGCGUCUAGUUGCAGGGAAUGCCCUUAUCAAUAUGUAUGGGAAAUGUGGAAGUAUAGAGGAUGCACACAAAGCUUUUUGUGAAAUGAGCAAACGAAACAUGAUCUCAUGGACUGCCAUUAUCGUUGGGUGUGCUCAGCAUGGACAGGGCAAAGAAGCCCUGCAAUUGUUUGAACAAAUGAUACAAGCAGGUAUUAAACCAAAUGAGAUCACCUUUAUUGGUGUGCUCACUGCGUGCAGUCAUGCAGGCCUUGUGGAUGAAGGGAUUUCCUACUUCAAUUCCAUGAGUAGAAAGCAUGGUAUCACACCAAGGGUAGAUCAUUAUACUUGCAUGGUUGAUCUUUUUGCUCGUGCAGGAUUUCUGGUUAUGGCAAAGGAGUUUAUUGAUAAAAUGCCAGUUGAGCCUGAUGCUGCUGUCUGGGGGGCUUUGCUUGGUGCCUGCAGGAUCCAUGGUAAUAUUGAGCUACUUAGGCAUGCAGCAGAAUGUCUUCUUGAGUUUGAACUAGACGCAGGAACAUAUGUGCUUUUAUCUAACAUUUAUGCUGCUGAAGGCAGAUGGGAUGAUGUAGCCAGGUUAAGAAAACUCAUGAAAGAUAGAGGGGUCAAAAAGCAGCCUGGAUGCAGCUGGAUUGAAGUUAAGAACAUAAUGCAUUCGUUUGUUGUUGGAGACAGCUUGGAACCUAUAAACGCGGAGAUUUAUCAAAUGUAGAAAAUUGGCUUGGCAGAUGGACGUUGCAGGUUACAUGGAUAAGAUAAACUAUUCAUUUCUUGGAAUUGAUGAACAGAAGGAACCACGAAUUCUUUUCAUAAGAAGAAGCUGGAAUACGUAUAGGUUUUAGAAGCAUGUAUCUAUCGAUUAGCUGUCCAAGCUAUAAAGAUUGUGUUGAGCUCCAUGAAUACCACGUUGUGUUUGAGAUUAUUCACAUUGAGUUGUAAAUUUUUUUUCAUUUUCUUAGACUGUUGACUGUGUUCGUCGGUGAUCAGAAUAAUUCUUUGUGUCAAGUUGUCAAUUUUUGUCUCUUCGAUCACAAUGUAAGAGAGCGAUAUUGUAUCAGGCAAACACAAUAUAGCACAUUUCAUGACAAUGGCAUUUGCAUGAGAGCAUAAAAGAAUAUCUGGGUUCAUUGGUAGUCC
Cryptomeria japonica (Japanese cedar) is the source of this 2549-nucleotide messenger RNA. RefSeq names its product pentatricopeptide repeat-containing protein At2g13600. The transcript has a single exon. Bases 154 to 2124 code for a protein of 656 amino acids. The record is from RefSeq and is a predicted model, not a curated record. Gene Ontology annotation, biological process: RNA modification. Lineage: Eukaryota; Viridiplantae; Streptophyta; Pinopsida; Cupressales; Cupressaceae. Gene Ontology annotation, molecular function: protein binding; RNA binding.